AUGCAGCCGAACCUCGGCCUGCUUCCCUGCCUCUUCUUUGCUUCAUUGGCGCUUGGAAUCAUGACACAGCUCGCCCAGCGUGGCGACAUUGAAGACUACGUGGCCACCUUUCGCGAGCAGAUCCCCCUCCACGAUGGCAUCGUCCCAGGGCGCAAAAAUGUCAAGACGGCGUUUCUACCCUCAGUGCCCGCCGCAAACGAGGAUCUCUCACGCGCUGUGACGUUUGCACGCCGCGGAGACUUGGAUUCAGCUCGUGCCAUUGCCGCACUCUACGCGUACGUGGUCGUUGAGUACCAAGACAUCGGCCAAGGUCGCAAUCGUGACUAUUUGAUACUACGCGAGGAGGCCGAUGAGCGUGGCGCUUGCAGAAGGAACUGGGGAAUGUUCGUUUUCGCAAAAUUUGGACCAAGAGGCAGCUCCUACGGCACGCCACUCUCGAUACAGGUUCCGCACCCCCUGUUCGACAUGAACACGCCUGAGCUAGGGAUCAGAGCCUUUAUCGAAACAAACGCAGAUUCCUUCUUCAUCGCCGGCAUUCAUCGAUACAGUACCGAGGCCGCAAAGACAUCAUCCACAUGGUCCAACGCGACCUCGUCCGACAUGGCGCACAAUGAGCACAGUUUAUUCCUUCAAUUGGCAGAAGACUUUACGCGACCCGCUGCGUUCAACCGUUAUCGCGGACUGCGCGCUACCACUGUAAUCCAGAUCCACGGCUUCGGGAACAGUGACAUGGAGGAUGGAAAGUGGACGUAUAACCCCAAGCGCACAUAUCCUCAAAUCAUCCUCAGCAAUGGCGACGAGUCAUUGCAAGGGAAGCGCGUCGCGAUACUCGACAUGCUGUCGCACGAGUUUUGGAAGCGUGCAUCGGCCGGCAACGAUCAGAAAAUGACGACAGGAGUCUACAAUGGAUGGGAGUUUGGCGAUCUUGGCGCGACUGGGAAUAUUGUCGGGAGGUGCAUUCGUGCGAGAGGCGACGGCUCGACGUUUAUUCACAUUGAGACGGAUCCUUCGAUUCGGGUUACUGAUGGCUGGGCAAAAGUAAGGCAGAUAGAUGCGCGCGCAGACCGCGCAGAGAAAUAUCGCCGGUUCGGCCGUACGCUGCGGCUGGUCCUGACGGCAGACGACGGCCCGGCGCAAUUCAUUGUACAGAAGCUGUAG
Molecule: messenger RNA, 1158 nt
Organism: Akanthomyces muscarius
Lineage: Eukaryota; Fungi; Ascomycota; Sordariomycetes; Hypocreales; Cordycipitaceae
Exons: 2
Coding region: 1-1158 (385 amino acids)
Source: RefSeq, a predicted model, not a curated record